Molecule: messenger RNA, 2964 nt
Organism: Durio zibethinus
Lineage: Eukaryota; Viridiplantae; Streptophyta; Magnoliopsida; Malvales; Malvaceae
Product: beta-galactosidase 16
Biological process (GO): carbohydrate metabolic process
Molecular function (GO): hydrolase activity, hydrolyzing O-glycosyl compounds; carbohydrate binding
Source: RefSeq, a predicted model, not a curated record
AAAAAAAAAAGGAAGAAACCAAGUGGAAACGGGAAGGAAAAGAAAGAAAGCAGCUUUAAAAACUUGGAGAAGUUCCCAUGCAAAAUCAACUCAAGAUUUCAAUUACGCGUAUUGUUGCAAAAGCAAUCGCAAAGAGAUCCUGUUUUUUAAUUGGAUUAUUUGGAAAGUGAAAACAAAUAGUUGGCUUUCCUUUUGCUGUUCCAUAACUUCCCCAAGAACACCCAGUCAGAAAAUUUUCAGGGAUUUUAGUUGGUGGUGGAAGUGGAAGGGCAUUUCUCAGGUUACACAAACUCUUUCAUAGCAUGAGAAACACAGCAUAACAGAAGAAACGAAAGGGUUGAGAGAUAUGGGGAGGUUCUUGUUUCUUCUUGGGUUGCUUUUGGCUGCGGCUGUUGAUAUCAGUAGCGCCGGCAAUGUAACGUACGAUGGAAGGUCAUUGAUCAUCGACGGCCAACACAAGAUUCUGUUUUCUGGUUCAAUUCACUACCCUCGUAGCACUCCUCAGAUGUGGCCAUCUUUGAUAGCCAAGGCCAAAGCUGGUGGACUAGAUGUCAUUGAAACCCUGGUUUUUUGGAACCUACAUGAACCCCAGCCAGGACAGUUUGAUUUCAGCGGAAGACGUGAUAUAGUAAGAUUCAUUAAGGAAAUUCAAGCACAAGGUCUAUAUGCAUGCAUUAGGAUCGGACCCUUCAUUGAAGGCGAAUGGUCUUACGGGGGUCUGCCAUUUUGGCUGCAUGAUAUUCCAGGCAUAGUUUAUAGAUCCGAUAAUGAACCCUUCAAGUAUCAAAUGCAGAAGUUUGUGUCAAAGAUUGUGAGCAUGAUGAAAACAGAAAAGUUAUAUGCUUCUCAAGGAGGGCCAAUUAUUCUGUCGCAGAUUGAAAAUGAGUAUGGAAUGAUAGAAGCAGCAUUUAGAGAAAAAGGGCCGCCUUAUGUUCGUUGGGCUGCUGAGAUGGCGGUGGGGCUUCAAACUGGCGUACCAUGGGUGAUGUGCAAGCAAAAUGAUGCUCCUGACCCAGUGAUUAAUGCAUGUAAUGGGAGACGAUGCGGGGAAACAUUUCCAGGACCAAAUUCACCAAAUAAGCCUGCAAUAUGGACAGAGAAUUGGACAAGCUUUUAUCAAGUAUAUGGAGAUGAACCAGACAUCAGAUCAGCUGAAGAUAUAGCAUUCCAUGUUGCAUUGUUCAUUGCAAAGAAAGGCAGCUAUGUGAAUUAUUAUAUGUACCAUGGAGGAACAAAUUUCGGAAGAACCGCUUCUGCAUAUAUACUUACAAGUUAUUAUGAUCAAGCUCCUCUUGAUGAGUAUGGUUUGUUUAGACAGCCAAAAUGGGGUCACCUUAAAGAGUUACAUACUGCAAUCAAGUUAUGCAUGGACCCUCUACUUUCUGGAGUAUGUUCCACCAUGGCUUUGGGCCAAUCACAACAACAGGCCUUUGUUUACGGAGUAAAUUCAGUUGACUGUGCUGCUUUUCUGGUAAACAAUGACACUAGGAAGAAUGUUGUUGUAACUUUUCAAGAUUCAUUGUAUGAAUUGCCUCCAAAGUCUAUCAGCAUCCUACCAGACUGCAAGACUGAGGCCUUUAACACUGCUAAGGUAAGCACACAAUACAGCACCCGAGCGGUGGAAACAAGCCAGAAGCUAGAUUCAAUUGAAAAAUGGGGAGAAUAUAAGGAAGCUAUCCCUACUUUUGAGGAUACUUCUUUAAGAGAAAACAUGUUAUUGGAGCACAUGAAUACAACAAAAGAUAUUUCUGAUUAUCUAUGGUACACUUUCAGUUUUCAGAAUGAUUUUUCUGAUGCUGAGUAUUUGCUCAAUGUGACAUCCUCUGCACAUGUAUUACAUGCCUUUGUAAAUGGAGCAUUUGUAGGUUAUACCCAUGGCAGUUUUAAGACUAAAACUCCCAUCCUAGAGAGUAAAGUUACUUUAAAUAAUGGAACAAACCAUAUCUCCUUGCUCAGUGGAAUGGUUGGAUUACCGGAUUCAGGACCGUACCUUGAGAGAAGGGUGGCUGGAGUAAGAAGUGUGAUGGUUAAGGGUGAACAUGAAAUUAAAGAUUUUACCAGCUAUUCAUGGGGAUAUCAGGUUGGGCUUUUAGGUGAGAAAUUACAAGUUUACACCGAUAUUGGAUCAAGUAAAAUACAAUGGAAUACCUAUGGAAGCUCUACUCAUCAACGUCUAACAUGGUACAAGACUGUAUUUGAUGCACCAGCUGGAAAAGAACCUGUGGCAUUAAACCUUGAAUCAAUGGGAAAGGGUGAAGCCUGGGUAAAUGGCCAAAGCAUUGGUAGAUAUUGGGUCUCAUUUCUUACCCAGAAAGGAAGUCCUUCACAGACAUGGUACAGUGUGCCUCGAUCCCUCCUGAAACCUACUGAUAACCUACUGAUUAUCCUAGAAGAAGAAAAUGGAUACCCUCUUGGUAUUUCCAUAGACACCAUAUCGAUCACAAAAGUGUGUGGUCAUGUGUCUGAAUCCCAUCUCCCACCAGUUAUUUCAUGGCGAGGACAAAAUAAAACAGAACCGAACUACAACAAGAAGCACCAUGGAAGGAGACCUAAAGUUCAGCUUCGAUGUCCUCCAGGAAGGAGCAUUUCCAGCAUUUUAUUUUCAAGCUAUGGUACCCCUACUGGUGAUUGUGGAAGCUAUGCCCUUGGAAGCUGCCACUCAUCUCAUUCUUUAGCCACUGUUGAGGAGGCUUGUCUAGGAAAGAGGAUUUGUUCCUUCCCUGUUUGGAGCCAAAAAUUUGGUGAUGAUCCAUGUCCAGGCAUACUGAAAACUCUGUUGGUUGAUGCACAAUGCACAUAAGAUUGAACAAUUUUUUUAUAGCUUAAUUUUUGCUGUAAAGAUUAAUCAACAGUAUUGAUUCAAAUCAUCCUUGGAAUGUUAAUCAAAAUAAAACCUUUUCAACCCUCAUUUUUUCUUGUUAAUCAAAAUUAAAGCCAUUAAGCACGUGCAACUAGUCAAUUUCA